Molecule: messenger RNA, 2783 nt
Organism: Mytilus trossulus (common blue mussel)
Lineage: Eukaryota; Metazoa; Mollusca; Bivalvia; Mytilida; Mytilidae
Exons: 18
Coding region: 9-2039 (676 amino acids)
Biological process (GO): protein import into nucleus
Cellular component (GO): nucleus; cytoplasm
Molecular function (GO): nuclear import signal receptor activity
Source: RefSeq, a predicted model, not a curated record
UUUACAAAAUGUCGAAUGCAAUCUUGAAAGAACUGUGUAGUUCUUUAAAAUUAGAGCGAGACAGGGGAUAUCAAAAUCUUGUCGCUCAUCUUCAAUCUCUCGACGAAGAAGGAAUUUAUAAUCUUCAGUUCGAUCUGUCUAAAUUACUAAAUGACAAUAAAUUAUCUUGGGAAUCUAAACAUGGAGGUCUCAUGGGUGCAAAAGCAGUUUUGGAAAACGGAAAUGUUUCAGAUGAUUUUGAAAUUGAAAUUAAAAGAAAAUGCAUGGAUCACCUAGAUGACAAUGAAUUCCGCGUAAGAAUUGCUGCAGGUGAAGUACUUGGUGCUUUAUGUAAAAAGAUUGGUCCAGAAAUCUAUGGAGAUGUAAAAGAUCAAAUUUUGAAUGGAAUUCGCUCUAAUUUAGAACGAGAAAUGCCAACUGGAGAUGAACAUCAAAACGAUGAUGAUGUGGAUAAACUUGUGGAAAAACUGAGUAGUUCACCUGGAGGGGAAAAGAGAAUAAAUGUAGAUGCAGCACAAAUUUUUCAUGAUACUGCAGGAUGGAAGUCUUUAGAAACAUGGAUGAAAUGCUUAGAAUGUGUUGUGCAUUCUUGUGGUCAUCUGUUCAAUAAGUAUGUAGACCAGGAAUUACUUGACCUGAUAUUUAUGGCACUGUUACACACAAACAGAUUUGUACGAGAGACAGGAUUUUAUGUGUGUGCAGCAAUAGUGUCUAUAGGUGUCACUGGUGAUGGAAAAUCAACUUUAAAAUUAAAAGAAGAAAAUUCUGUGUAUAGACAUGGAAGGCAGUUGUCAGAAUAUCUUGGAAAAGGACUAUCUGAUAAUUGGAGUCAGGUACGUUUAGCAGCAUCUGUAGCUACAAGAAAGUUUCUACAUAGUUUACCAUCAGAAGAAGUAAAGGAUCAGUUCUACAGUAUACUCAUACCAAGAAUGUGCCUCAACAGAUACUAUGUAGCUGAAGGUGUUAGAAUAUAUUCACAAGAAACAUGGAGGCAAACCACAGAAGGAGAAGGGAGACAUCUAGUAGAGAAAUAUAUUGAUGAUGUGGUUAACUAUUAUAUUGAAUCAACAAUAGCAGACAACCAUGCAGUUAGGGAAGCUGCUUGUGCUUGUAUUGCUGAACUAGGAGCUAAGAUUGAAAGAAAUGCUGUAAGAGCACACGUUCCCAGACUGUUGGCUGCUUUAUUGGUGUGUUUUAAUGAUGACAGCUGGCCUGUCAGAGAUGCUGCAUGUGUAGCAUGUGGAAAUUUUGUUUUAUGUUUUCCUGAAGAAUCAAGAAACAGCUUACCAGAUUUAUAUCCUUUGUUUUUCAACAAUUUACAAGACAAUAUUGCAUCAGUUAGACAGGGAGCUGCAUUAGCUCUUGCCAAUGUUGUACAAGCAUAUGGUCAAUCCAGUAUGGAAACUAUCACAAACAAGGUGAAAGAAGGAUUAGAGGGUGUAGAAAAACAACCUGCAUCAUCAGAAAAGUACAGUGCUUUAGAUAAAAGCCCAGGAGCUUAUGGUGUUGUUAAAAUGUUAAGAGACAAUGAUAUGGACUUACAUACAGAUAAACAGAUGUAUUCCUGUGGGUCAUUAGCACCUAAGAUGGGAAGAGGUGGUGGAUGUAUGGAUCAUAAGUUCAAAAAACCCUCUGAGCCGUGGGAAUUAACAGAUGGGUGUAUUCAUUUAAUAGCAGAAUUAUCAAACAACCCUAGCCUUUCAGCAUUAGUGGGACAGACGUUACCUGCAGUGGCUAAAGCAGUAUCUUUUCAGCAUUAUCCUCAACAUGUGGUUCUAUUAGAAACACUUUGUAAACAGUUGCCAAAUAUUGCCAAAGGUAUAGGAAAGAGACAUUUCAAGCCGCAUUUGGAAUUAUUUUUUGAUUCCAUCUUUUACAGUAUGACCUGUGAUAGUGCAUUAACAUCGAGUGCAGCUAGUCAGUGCUUAAACCAAUUAAGUAGUUUUCUUGGUCCGAACAUUCUCAAAGGAAGAGUAGAACAAUACAAUCCAGCAUACAUGGAUCAAUUGAUUGCCAAUCAGUUUAUAGCUCCAUUAUAGAAUAAAGUAGAAGUGGGUUACUACUACUAGAACUGUGAUAAUAACAGGAACUAGAACUGUGAUAAACAUAAAUACAUCAAAAGAGAAAUUCUCUACUAACAGCAUUAGAUCAAGGGAGCUGAUAUGAUAUUAGACUAAGCCAGUGUGUUUGAUAGUCUAAACAUCCAUGUCUUUUCUGAUAUAAAGUCAUGAAUGCUAAUUAAUAACAAGAUAAUUAAUAUGUCAUCAUAACAUACAUUGAAGUUCUGUGCAUUUGAAUACAUCAAUGUUGAAGUCAAGUUGAAGUAAUUAAUGGCCUCCUACUAAAUUCUUUUUGCAUCCUUAUAUGAACAUGCAAUUUAAAGAGCUCGCAAUAUGUAUUUUAAUCAAAAAGCAUUUGACAGCUUUUUAUGAACAAUUGCUAAGGGCUUGUAAUGAAACCCUACUCAUCAAUGAUAUAUUUUCAGACUCUGAAAGUAUUUUAUUUGUUCCAAACAUUUUUCUGGAAAUUUUUCUCAAACUUUCAUUGAAUUUGUUCACUUUAGAGAUUUUUAUGAUAAAUUCACACAUAUACACACUAUAUACGAUAGUCUAAUACAGUGUAAGUAAGAUGAAAAUUACAGAGCGGAUACUGAUUUACUUCAACUUGACCACAAACUAAACAUACAUUAUUAUAAAUUUUCUAUGUAUGUCAUAUUCUGUUGUGAUGAAUAAAAAAAAUUUCUAGCAUUAAUAAUUUCAGUGGCACCUUUAAUACAUGCAAAC